AUGGCGUCGCAACAGUCACUCAAGAAGCAGCAAGAACUGCAAACCACGUAUCAGAACUAUAAGAAUACAUUACAAACAAUAGCCCAGAAAAUCGGGGAUAUUGAACAGGAGACAGAAGAACACAAGCUUGUGCUGGAGACCCUAGAACCCCUUCCAGGAGACCGGAAAUGCUUCCGCAUGAUCAAUGGUGUCUUGACUGAGAGGACAGUCAAGGAUAUUGUCCCCACGCUGAAGACAAACUCCGAUGGUCUGAAAAAGACCCUCGAGGAGCUGGUCAAGCAGUACAAGACUAAGCAAGACGAAAUGGAGAAGUGGAAGAAAAAGCAUAAUGUACAGGUUGUUCAACAACCCCAAUAG
Molecule: messenger RNA, 357 nt
Organism: Aaosphaeria arxii CBS 175.79
Lineage: Eukaryota; Fungi; Ascomycota; Dothideomycetes; Pleosporales
Product: Prefoldin beta-like protein
Exons: 4
Coding region: 1-357 (118 amino acids)
Biological process (GO): protein folding
Cellular component (GO): cytoplasm; prefoldin complex
Molecular function (GO): protein folding chaperone
Source: RefSeq, a predicted model, not a curated record